AACAUUUAAAGCGGGCCGCGGUUUACCUUUAGCCUCUUACAUUUUCAGGAAUGGCGAAGGCAGUUGCUAAAAACCGCCCUGCAAAGAAACGCUGUAAUAAAUGGGAGACAGCACUUGUCGAAGCGCAGUUUAAUGAGGACUCAUGGCAGGCCUGUGUCUCUGCUGUGGUUGGAGGCAGUCCCAAGGAAGAAGAGGAACUCAUUCAGCCUCUGGUGUCGGCUCUUCAGCAACCACAGCAAAAACUCUUCACCCUCAUAACUUGGGACAGCACACUUGCUAAGAUCCACGAGCUGGGGAAUCCAAAGAGAAAAAAGCAAGACGAUCUUCCCAUGUUUUAUGAGGUCGCAGUGUCUGCUAAGGAGCUGCUGGAUGCCAGACAGGAGCUACCCUGUGACUUGCUGGCAAAGCUACUGAAAUUCCAGUUGCUGCAGGUCAAAAGCUGUGAUCAGCAGAGAAGAGAAGAUGAGCAGCUUGAAAGCGAGGGGAAAAAGGAAAAGGUUCUUAUUCAUUCUAACAGCAAGGCCAAGCUCUCCAAACAAAAGGAAAAGGAUCCCUCCUCUGCUCUGGAUUCCUUCAAGGAGAACAAAACCAAGCUCAAACGUCGGGGUGAGAUUGAGCCUCCCGUGUAUCUAGAUGACGAGCCGGACUGUGGUCCCCAACAUUAUAUUCUGCUAGUGGGAUUCCAUCAGCCUCGCCUGAUAGGAGCGCUGGAUGCCAUUGGUGUUCAUGUUGCAAAUGUUCUCAAGCUAAGCUUUGAGCACAAAGAAAGCUUGGAAGAAGAGAAGAGCCAGGAGGCCGAGGAACUGCAGGCCUCUCCAGUUCUGACUGCAGAGGAUCCUGUAGAAGCCAGACAACUCGACCUGUUCUGGUCUCACCUGAGGUCAGUUUUAGACAGUGGAACAGCAGACUCUAAACUCCCUGAUGUGAUCCUGCUGAACUACCCUGUCCCAGAUCUCACACCCCCCUUCCAAACACAGGAUCCUCAGACUGCGCUGCAGCUGGGAAGGCAGAUAUUUGAUGGCGUCGCCAACCUCAUCUAUGACUCUGUGGAGAUGCGCCGCCAGUAUCAGCACUACAGAGACCAUGUCCAGCUCAUCCGUAUACCCACUGUUGUCACAAUGGAUUCACAGCCUGCAGAGGAGGAUGUUUUUAAAUGUAUAUCAAAUAUUUCCUUACACCAUUUACUGAAUCUAGUCCUUAAUAUUUAUUUAUUUCAUGGGUUUUUGCGGUUAAACGUUGUGUCUGCUGUUCUCCAGACCCGACUCAGGAAAAGGCGACCAGUCAGAGAUCAGGACGCACCAGGCGCAGAGUCAAAGCUGCCUCCUUUAUAUGUGGACGUGGAGAUGUGUGACUAUAACAGUCUGUUGGAGCCUGUUCCCUAUGAAGCCUGUUCUGUGCCGCUAAUCCUGCACUGUAUUCUGGAGCAGGUGGAGAUUUCCACAAAGCCGCCUUCUCCGGGCCCUUUGCAGGGGCCUGAGGAGCAGCAAGCUAACAGUGGUCCUUGGUUAGACUGUGAUCAGGUUAGCUAUAUGCUCCAGAGCUGGCUGCCUCUCCUGAAGACAGAAGAAGAGAAACAACAUUUGUUAAAGGAAGCUCUAAACUAUGUGCAGGAGGAAGAGGAGACAGAAAGGCUAUUGGAGAAGUUCGGACCAGGGCCUGCUCAGAAGAAUCCUGAUUAUCCUCUGGUCAUCAGCUGCCAUGAUGAGAGGGUGCUACGAUUACAGGACAUUAACGUGGUUAAAGGUAUCAAUCCAGCUGAGGUAGAGUCAUCCAUGAUGGAGAGUUUUCCAGCCUGGCAGCGCAUUCUGUCUGUAGUCAAAUAUAGAAACAGCAACAUCUGCUGGGAGGCAGUGAAACAACAGCUGAAGCACUACUGCACAGAUGAGAGUGUUUCCUGGCCUGAGGUGGAGCGCCUGUUUCAUCAGAGUGUGUUUGAGGCUAUGAUACUGACCAAGGUGGAUCAGAACGGCGUUUUGCUGAAUGCUCCUGAACCACAGCCAGUGCAGCAGCAGACACUAGUUAUCCCAUGGGACAAUCCUGUCCUAUAUGCCAAACAGAAGCUUCAAACCGUUCAGACUAAAGUGCUGGUCGUGUUUGACCAGAGCGCCAUCUUCCACUUAUUCAUUAAAAGGGCAAAUGAAACCUUCAAUGGAAGGAUACUUCUCCUCCAUUCCCAUCCUUGGCCUACCUGUCUACCCUGGCAGGUUCUCCAAGUAGCAUCAGAAGAAUAUAGUUGCCUGGACAUCUUUAGAGGAAACAUUGAAAACAUUGUGUAUGUUUUUUGCCACAACCCUGUGAAGUCUCAGCGCCUGCGUAAAGAGUUCUGGGAUGUGGCCCUCCACACAGAUGUCAGGUUCAGAAAAUAUCUGGAGCAUGUGGCUGAUAAAAUUUCAAGCUGGACAAAAGAAGAAGAGUUGAAAAGGGAGAAAAGGCUGAUCAUGAACCAGAGUCCUGCUGAGGCUCUGAAAGAUGAAACCCCUGCCUGCUCCGUAGUGGAGGAAGAAGCUCUGGAACCAGUCAUCAGAGAAGAUUCCCUGAAAGCCAUGGAAAUGGAGCAGGAGCGGAUGAAGAAAGAGGAGGCCAUCAAAAAAUCAAAGAAUAAGGCCAAAGGCAAACAGCAGAAAGAGGUUAAGGCAUCUGACAAAAAAAACAAAGCUCUGCUUGGUGACGAGAAGAGGAGAGAACAUAAAGGAAAUGAAGGAAUUGUUUCAACCAAGACCCUCACAGCUCCGCCCGCUACCACAGCAGCUGCUGAGGAUGAACAGAGGGACCUCGGUCUAGAAGAAGAACCUGACAAUAGAUUCAUCGGCUACAUCACGGACGGACAGUUGAUCCAUGCAUCAGGACACAUUGAGAAAAUCUACCCCUCAGAUGGAGGACGGAUUACUGUGGAGCAUGUGAGCUUUGUUGAAGGUCCUACCAUGAUGAAAGUAGCAGUAAAGAAGGAUGGACACCUUUUCCACACGCACAUCAACCACAUUGUUCAUUUUCACCCUAACCCCCCGAGUAAGCCAGAGGAUAAGAAAAAUAUGGAUCCACAAGGGGAAUGGAAAGAGCCAGAGGCAAGGUUGAUGAAGGUCGUAAAGCAGGGCUCCUUCUCAGCAGUCCUUCGUAAUCAAAUCAGACUCUCCUACAGUUUCUACGGCCCAACAGCAGAAGUGUGUUUUCAGAAGACACAUGUUUCCAGCCAGGAACCAGUUCCUUUCUCCUCCUCUGACUUCAGCUCCAACAGACAAAUCCAGUCCAUUGAGGAGUGCAACGUUCAGUCAGCUCAACAGUCGCAUUCUCUCAACGGUCUCAGCCUUUCUGUUCCUAACGGAUUACUGCUGCAGUUUCUGCAUGAGGACACACAAGGAGUGUCUCCAAAGGAGGGCAUCUUGGUGAAGCAGAGCUUUCCUUUCCAUGGUAAAGGAUGUAAGCAGCAUCUUCAGGACGCAUCCCUUUCUCAGGAACUAUAUCGCGUUGUUACGAGCCAGGGAGCUGUGAUCCGUUACCUGAGAGAUGGAUCCACAGAGGUUCUGUUCCCAGACGGAUCAGUUGGUUUCAGCUCAGAUUCAGACCCAGUGUUGGAGCUUGAUGACACAGCCGAUGGCCAGAUGAAAGAUCAGACAUCGGAGGGUGAAGCUGAGACUAAGAGAAGAGUGUGGCAGAUGACCACUUCAUCUGGAGUUAGCUUCAGCAUAAAUGGAAGUAUACACAGAGAUCUACCCUCUAUUCUCACCUUUAAGGCUACAGACCCUGGGACCAAACAGGUUAUAUCGACCCGGGAAGAUCAGGUUGUGAUAGUCCAGAACCCAGAUGGAUCACUUAUUGUCGACCACAGAGAUGGAACUAGGAUCAGCAGCUUCCUUCUAGCACGUAAUGAGGAGGAGCCUGUUUGCGUGAACAAAUCGAAGGAGAAUAGAGACUUUAGAGACGAUUGUGACGAAAGAAUAGAGAUGAGCAGAAACUCAGGAGGCCACACAUUACAUCAAAAGAUUAUAGUUGGAGAGGAUGAGAGUGUGUUUCCUCAGGAAUAUGUAAGUGAGAGCGGUAAGAGGGAAGAAGGAGGAGAAUCUGUCAAGGAGAGGAUGAUGCUGGUGGAGAAGGAGGGGUUUGCAACAAUAGAGAUGUACCCAGACCGUCAAGCAGUUCGUGUCGUUUUAGCCGACAGAACCAUCAUCACUGGGAACAGCCAGGCUGAGUAUGAGGUGUUCCCAUCUGGUGCAGGAUAUCUGCGCAUCCAAAGUGAUGGGAAAUGUGUGUACUCCUCUGACCUCCAGCCAAAAGGUUUCUCUCCAACUAACCAACCAGGAGUUUACACCAUGAGUCACACCGACAACAUAGCCUGUGAUGUCACCGACAACAACGGAAACCACUUCAAGGUGAUGGAAGAUGGACAGAUUGUAGUGCUAAGCUCUAGUCCCCCACCGGGCACGCCUACACAAGAGAAAGAAGAAUCAAACGGAGCAACAAAUACGCCGAAUGCAAAACACAAAGAUCUUUGUCCCAGGCUUUUUCUGGUGCAUGAAGAUGGGUCAGGCACUGAACUGCUAAACUCUCAUACUGUAGAGGAACUGCUCCAUGAGGCAUACUCUGACCCUACUAUUGAGGUGCUGAAGGAGCCUUUACCAGACAAACAAGAUGAGUUUUGCAUCACUAUCCUAAAGCCCAGCCAUGAGAGUGUGUGGUCCCAAUGGCUGCUAAAGAAACAGGAACCUGACAUCACCCCUCCCAAUCUCAGGAACCGCAGCUGGAAUAACCUCCCUCAUGUAGAAAAAAAGAAACCAGGUCCUCCUCUUGGUGCUGACGUGGGGGUUGGUCUCACUCUGAAGGAGAGAGGUUGUGAUUCUGCAGGAAAGCAGCAACUUUUCCAGUGCUCCCCUAAGGUCCUGGAGAUAAGGCAACUCUACCAGCACCGAGCUUUCACCCCACCACUCAGAGAUACUAUAGACUCACGGCUGAAGGUAUACAUGCAGGAUUUGAUGAAGAGAGAUCUCCAGUCAGAAGAAAGGAAACCGAAAGAUCCUUGCAGCGAGGAGGGGAUUGCUAAGGCAAGGGAUCUCCUUACUUACAUUCUGGAAAGAAAAACAGACACCUGUAGAAAUACAGCUGUAAUUUGAAGCACUUGUUGACUUCUAACCAUGGCUACAUGUAAUAUUUAUACCUCAUAGUGUAAUAUAUAAAAAAAGUAAUUUAUGUUGUAGUCUUUGAAAGAGGAGGUGGAUGGGAGUGAAAGUGCUGAAACCAGGACCCCAGCUCCAGACGGCCAUGCCAGUCAAAAAAUGGCAGCAUCAAUUGAGCAGUCAGAUGUUCCAGAAGGCACCGGCUUGGAGAGAUUACUGGGUUCUGCUAAUCGGAAAGAUUCAAACUG
Messenger RNA from Cyprinodon variegatus (sheepshead minnow), 5353 nucleotides. It is a transcript of the gene spag17, whose product is annotated as sperm-associated antigen 17-like. The transcript is spliced from 37 exons. Gene Ontology annotation, biological process: epithelial cilium movement involved in extracellular fluid movement; axonemal central apparatus assembly. Gene Ontology annotation, cellular component: axonemal central apparatus. Lineage: Eukaryota; Metazoa; Chordata; Actinopteri; Cyprinodontiformes; Cyprinodontidae. The record is from RefSeq and is a predicted model, not a curated record. Bases 51 to 5102 code for a protein of 1683 amino acids.